Molecule: messenger RNA, 1092 nt
Organism: Klebsormidium nitens
Lineage: Eukaryota; Viridiplantae; Streptophyta; Klebsormidiophyceae; Klebsormidiales; Klebsormidiaceae
Source: the annotation of a GenBank genome assembly
AUGGAGAGUCUCUCUGCAACCCCAUACUGCACAAAGCUGCACUCAACCCUCCAGAGUGUAAAUCAAUCUGGCAGCUUCUGUAUCUCAAACACGCUGAAGUCCUUCAGCCUUCCAGGGCUGGAGGUGUCUGCACUCGGCCCGAUAAGCAUGCCGCUUAAUCCCUACCAAGCGCAGCAGCUUGCACAAGCGUGCUUCCCCGCACCUUUUGGCCGCAGGGACGCAACCAUCUAUGACGACAGUGUCCGCAAAUGCCGGCAGCUUUCCCCCCACGAAUUCAGACUAGCGGGACUGGAUUGGGAUUCCCAAGUGCGUCAGCUGGCAAAUGAAAGGGUCAAGCGGGACCUUGGCCUCCCAGAGACUCUCACAGUGAUUCCAAAACUCUACAAGUGCCUCUUAUAUGAGGCUGGCGACUUUUUUACGAGUCAUCGUGACACCGAGAGAGAGGAAGGCAUGUUUGCGACCCUGGUCAUCGCGCUGCCCUCCGCACACUCUGGAGGAGAGCUUGUGGUUCGCCACGCCGGCCAGGAGAUUGUCGUCGACUUCGGCAGCAGAGACCUGUACCAGCUGCACUACGCCGCCUUCUUCGCAGACUGUCAGCACGAGCUGCGGCCAGUCCGCUCGGGUUACCGCCUGGCGCUUGUCUACAACCUCAUCGCUCAGGGAUCCACGCGCGUCCCGCAGCCUGCCAACAACACGGAAGCGGCUGGAGAGAUCGUGAAGGCCACCAAAGCUUGGAGCCAAGAAGAGAGAGGCCCUCAGAAGCUGGUCAUCCCUUUGGCACACCAGUACUCGAGCAAGAGCCUGACCUUCGACAGCCUCCGGGGAACGGACAUGGCCACCAUUGACGUCAUCUUGCAGGCAGCCAAGGCCCCGGGUGCACCUCCCUUUCAUUGUUACUUGGGAACAUUGGAAAAGUACGAGGACGGUUGGAAAGAAUCGUACCGGAGGGGCGACGUCACGAGUACGUACACGAAGUUGCGCGACCUGGUGGCUGCUGACGAGGCGGGGCACACGUAUGACACGCUCACGUUCAGUCGGAGUGGUGAGGAUCGUUCACUCGGGUCUCGUCAAUCGGGGCUGAACAGCUUGUGA